AUGGCGUCUACCACAUCACAAUCCACCACAUCUAGGAGGUCAAAGGAUUCUGACCGAAUAGGCAGUUUUCAGCGCCAUGAAGAGAUUGGGCGAGGUAGUUUUGCAACGGUGUACAAGGCCGUUCACACUAGUUCCUCCGGUAGCCAGAGCAUCGUUGCCAUCAAAUCUGUAAACAUGUCGAAGCUUAACAAGAAACUAAAAGACAACCUCACGUCCGAGAUCUCGAUCCUGAAAGGACUCCAUCAUCCACAUAUCGUUGCCCUCAUCGACUGCAAAGAAUCAAGCGCUCACAUACAUCUGGUGAUGGAAUAUGUAGCCCUGGGAGACCUCUCACAUUUCAUCAAGAGACGGGAUCAAAUCAAGGAUAGCGAGUUGGUGGGCAAUACGAUGAUCAAAUAUCCGAACCCUAGACAUGGCGGUCUAAAUGAGGUCCUGUCAAGGCACUUUCUACAACAGCUUGCGAGUGCCCUGCAGUUCUUGCGAGCCCGAGAUCUCAUUCACCGCGAUGUGAAGCCACAGAACCUACUUCUCAAUCCGUCACCUGUCUACUUCGAAACACACCACCCUCGCCCGAUGCCAUAUCAGCCCAGUCAAGACGCUCUGAGCCCGGUCUGUGGCAUUCGAUCACUUCCGAUGCUGAAGAUUGCAGACUUCGGGUUCGCUAGAUCUUUACCGUCUACCGCACUGGCUGAGACCUUGUGUGGCUCUCCUCUGUACAUGGCACCUGAGAUAUUGCGCUAUGAGAAGUACGAUGCUACAGCCGACCUUUGGUCGGUUGGAACAGUGUUGUACGAAAUGGUCACUGCACGGCCUCCUUUCAGAGCUUCCAAUCAUGUGGAAUUGCUUCGAAAGAUUGAAAAGAGUGAAGACAAGAUCAAAUUCGGAGAAGAGAUCCAAGUCUCGGAGGAGAUGAAAAAGCUCAUUCGGUCGUUACUUAGAAGGGACCCGAAAGAACGUUUGACAUUUCCAGAGUUCUUCAGCAAUGAGAUCAUCACGGGACCUAUCCCAGGCUUGCACCCUGAGGAUAUGCCUGAAGAUCCCCAACAACCGGAGGCGGACCGUCGGCGAAACAGUCGGACAGAUCCUACAGGCAUUGCUCGUCCAAGUUCAAGGAAGGACCCUGAGAGCCCUUAUGGCGAUUCCACCAGACUUACUUCGGCGGAAAAUUUGCCACGUAGAUAUUCUGUGACCCGCCGGACCUCAGCAACUAAGGAUCAGCUUACGACCUUAAGACGACCUUCCAAUGAGCGUGGCUCUGGCGGCGCCUCUCCAACUAGUCCCAAGGAACCUCGACCAGCACUACAUCCACAUGCCACUGCGCCUGGAAGACAAGAGCUGGUUUCUCGGCCAUCUUCGUCUCCUAUGGUUCGUCAGUCGAGUGCAGGUUCGCACAAGUUACCUCCAUCAUCAUUGCGGGAACAAGUUUACGAUGAAAGCCAAGAACUUGCUUUGCGCAAGCAACAAGAAGAGAAAGAGAGAGAGCGUGUAGCUCAAGAUAUUGCGUUCGAAAGGGACUACGUCUUGGUCGAGAAGAAAGCCGUGGAAGUCAAUGCCUUAGCCGACGAGAUUGAUGCGAUUCCCAGGAUGAACAGAAACACAGCGGCAUCACCGAAAUCCGGUGCAAUGGUCCGUAGAGCAACCACUCAAGGUCCGCCUGGUUCCGCGACAGGGGCACAAACUAGUGCCUCUCGAGCUGUUCAGAUCGCGUCUGGUAGGCGUCCAGACGCCCUACAUAACCGGCAGAGUUCGUAUGAGAGACGAUAUGGUCCCAGUCCCAGCUCAGCAACGUCGGCCAUCUCGAAGGCUCUAAAUAUGGCAAGCGGUCGUCUUUUCGGAGUUGGAUUCUCUCCACCCGUGAACUUCAUGCGUGGCGGCAAAUCUCCGCCGAUUAAUUACAGCCCAUUUCCAGCAUAUCCAGGUGCUCAAAGCAGCCUGAUUGUGCUCGGAGAUUCCUCCAAAACCCCAGCGGCCACUGAUGAGGAUGCAAAGUUUGUACACCUCGUUGAGGAGAUUGCGACUCGAAGCGAUGUCGUCUACGGCUUCGCUGAAGUCAAGUACAAACAGCUUACUCCGGCUAUCCCUUCCCAGCCAGGACUCGGUUUGCGAAAUGCGUCCGAUGCUACCAGUCAAGAUAGUCGAUUUAGUGCAUCCAACGAAGACCUUACCGUGGAAGCUACAGUAAUUGUCGCAGAAGAAGCACUCGUACUCUAUGUCAAGGCAUUGGGGCUACUCGCCAAAGCCAUGGACAUUGCAGCACGCUGGUGGAAUCGCAAGAACCGUACCGAGGCAGUAGACGACACUGCCUACCGUUCCUCAGUGACUGCAAGCCAGCGGAUGAACAAUGUUGUCCAAUGGAUCAGAGGUCGAUUCAAUGAAGUUCUUGAGAAAGCCGACUUGGUCCGACUUAAACUUGUUGACAACCAACGUCGACUACCCGAAGACCACCCCAGCCAUCCCAACAACAUUUCUACCGCGACCGCUUCAAGUACUGGUAUGGGCACUUCAGCCGAUCAGGUUGUUGUGAGCUCUGGAAUUACGGCUGAGAAACUCAUGUACGACCGCGCCUUGGAAAUGAGUCGAGCUGCCGCAAUCAAUGAGUUGACCAACGAGGAUCUUCCCGGCUGCGAGAUCUCGUAUGUCACGGCAAUCCGCAUGCUCGAGGCAGUACUAGAGAGCGACGAAGACGCCAUGCCUAGGCAUCUUGGUAGUACGAGCGACCAAGAUGAGAAAGCCGACUCAGCACCGAUCAACGGUUUAGAAGCGGAAGACCGUAAGACGGUGAAGAACUUAGUUCAUAGUAUUCGCGGACGACUCACCGUUAUCAGACGUAAACUACAGGUUGUCCAGAAGCGAUCAUCUGCUCCGCUGCUAUCCUCGCCCGGCAGAGCCUCUCCGCCACAGCUCAAUCGAGGCAGUCUUCCCACGGCUACCCUCAUUACGCCAUCACGUUGA
Molecule: messenger RNA, 2952 nt
Organism: Exophiala spinifera
Lineage: Eukaryota; Fungi; Ascomycota; Eurotiomycetes; Chaetothyriales; Herpotrichiellaceae
Exons: 3
Coding region: 1-2952 (983 amino acids)
Biological process (GO): peptidyl-serine phosphorylation; protein autophosphorylation; autophagy
Cellular component (GO): cytoplasm; autophagosome
Molecular function (GO): protein serine/threonine kinase activity; ATP binding
Source: RefSeq, a predicted model, not a curated record